This is a messenger RNA of Durotheca rogersii, 2295 nucleotides long. Its product is annotated as putative cytochrome P450. The transcript is spliced from 4 exons. Gene Ontology annotation, molecular function: steroid hydroxylase activity; heme binding; iron ion binding. The record is from RefSeq and is a predicted model, not a curated record. The coding region runs from base 367 to 2061 and encodes 564 amino acids. Lineage: Eukaryota; Fungi; Ascomycota; Sordariomycetes; Xylariales; Xylariaceae.
CGAACGUCUCCGAAUCGGACAUGCGCCGCCAAAAUCGCCUCCCGAACCCGCCGACAGGAUUCGCUCCUCAAUCGACAACGCCUCAGCGCGCCGCCACUGAAGAGUCCCGCAGUCAGCACGGUCAGGCUACCAAUGGUUCGAGCCGGCGUCAUACGAUGGGUUCUUAUCGGGGCUGGCCUCUCAGCUAGGUCAGCUCCAUCCGUAGGAUAAGGCUGUCAGAAGCUACACCCCUCUGGAUUCCGGUUCUCGCUUAGACGUGUUCGUGCUUUCGCUGCUAGUUGACGGCGAGUCAGUGGUUAUUUGUAUUAUACUGGCACCUUUUGGCCUUUCCUUUUUCGCCCCAGAUGUAGCAUUGCUUCUUCCAGUAUGUCCGUCAUGGAGUUCGCUGCGAACGAAUCCGCCAAAGCGGUAGUGGAGAAGUGGCAGGAGCUGUUCGUUGGUGAGGAUCGAGCUCGACAUAUCGUUGCCGCCGUCGCGAUUGUGAUCGCGAUCGCAGCGUUCGCGUCAUGGCUCAACGGCGGCAGCAAGCCGCGGCGCCUUCCCGAAGGCAUCCCGUUCGUUACCAACACUCUCCAGUAUCUCGUCGACAACAAGAGGUUCAUGGAGAAAGCCACGGACGCCCUGAGCGGCCGUAACAUCGCCCAGUUCUAUCUCGGCGGCGUGCCAGUGUACCUGAUCUCUGGCGUGCAGAACAUCCAGAUGCUAUUUGGUCGAGGGCACAAGGUUGGCAGCGAGGACAUCUUCGUUCAAAAGGUUCUCCCGAGACUGUACAAGAUGCCUCCCCAUCACGUUUCUCGGUUUGCGAACGAUAAGUCGGGACGAGGAAAGGUCCCAGCGCCCGGUUACGAGGACACCCCCCCUGAGAAGCGGUAUUGGCAGCAGUACGAACACGUCCACACCGAGUACCUCUCGCGGACGCAAUACAUGAAGCCCGUCAUCGAGGUGUUCAGCGAGCACCUCUCCGAGAGGCUCGAGAAGUUCCCCGUGGGCGAGCUCAGCACCAUCAGCGUGAUGGACUUCUGCAAGCGAGAGAUCGCGCGGGUCGCCAUGAGCACGCUGCUGGGGCCGACCAUCUUCAAGCUGAACCCGGGCUUCCUCGACGCGUUCUGGGAGUUCGACGAGAACGUCUUCAUGCUGACGCUCGGCUUCCCCAAGUGGCUGUACCCGCGGCCGUACAACGUGCACGACCGGUACAUCGCCAUGGUCAAGAACUACGUCGACUCGGCGUUCCAGAACUUCGACUGGGACGGCCCGGGCGCCGAGGCUGCCUGGGAGCCGCACUUCGGCGCCCGGGCCUGCCGCGAGAUCGCCAAGUGGCUCAGGGACGGCGACUUUCUCGACACGUCCAUCGCCGGUGCCCUUGGCAGUCUCGUUUUCGCGCAAAACUCCAACACGAUCCCGACCGCGAUCUGGACGAUCAUGGAGGUCGCGAAAGACCCGGAGCUGUUCCAGGCGGUGCGCGAGGAGGUGUCCGGGUGCUGGACGACGGACGCGGCGACGGGGGCGCGGGGGCUCGACGUGCAGAAGGUGUCGACGUCGCCGCUGCUGCAGUCGGUGCUGGCGGAGACGCUGCGGCUGCGGACCAACUUCAACAUCAUCCGGCAGGCGAAGGAGCCGCUGACCAUCGACGGGCACGCGAUCCGCAAGGGCACGAUGCUGCAGGCGCCCAUGAUGGUCGCGCACUACGACGAGGCCGUCUGGGGCGCGCCCGGCCACCCCGCCGCCGAGUUCUGGGCCGACCGCCACAUCAAGCACGUCGAGGUCGCCGACGACGCCGGCCGCGUCGUCCGCAAGCGCACCUUCGCCAUGGCCGGCCGCCCCAGCUCCUACUUCCCCUUCGGCGGCGGCGCGCCCAUCUGCCCCGGCAGGCACUUCGCCAAGCACGAGAUCAUGACCAUGAUCGGGCUGAUCGUGUCGCGGUUCGACAUCGAGAAGGUCGAGUGGACGAAGCUCGACGGGUCGCCGUCGGACCGCAUGGCGUACAACGACCAGCGGUUCUGCGGCGGUGGUGGUAUGCCCCCGGACCGCGAUCUGAAGAUCACCUGGAGACGGUUGUGGUAGGUAGUGUGUGCACACAGUGGUGGGCGGAAUCGCGUACGAGGGGUCUUGUCUCGCUUCAUAGCUGCGGCGCGAGGCCAAAUGUCGAUAUUACUUGGGUAUCUACUACCUACUUAGAACUUCUCCGCGUCCCCCUACAUGUCUCGCGACAAUGCAUGCAAUCGUAGCCUAUCUAUGUUCACCAUCGACAAUCGUGUGCCCUUCAUUCUCUCAAGCGGUCGGUAGCCAGAGACUGUC